AUGGCAGAGAAUAUGAAGGCGUGGCAGCAGGCCACUCCUGGUCCCAUCGAGGAGAAGCUGAAUCUCGUGGACAACGUCCCACGCCCUAAUGCAGCCGCCCUCAAGAAAGGCGAGGUUCUCGUCCGCGUUAUCAGCGCUUGUGUCAACCCGGCAGACUACAAGGUCAUGGAGGCGGGACUUCUCGCCCGCGCCAUCGUCAAGUUCCCCAAGGUGCUAGGCAUGGACCUCAGCGGCACUGUCAUAGCCGUGGCUGAGGGAUCGACGGACGUCAAGGUCGGCGAUAACGUCCUUGGCCGCGUCGACCCCGUUAAGUCGUACGGUUCCCUGUCGCAAUACGUGCUGCUGCAACGAGAUGGAUAUGCCGUGCUAUCCAAGGGCGUGGAUCUCGAUCGCGCUGCUGGGUUGCCCACUACGGGGUUGACGGCGUACCAGUGCAUCAAGCCCUAUGUCAAAGCCGGUGACCGUGUAUUUAUUAACGGCGGUUCCGGAGGAACGGGAACCUUCGGUAUCCAAAUUGCGAAGGCCCUUGGAUGUCACGUCACGACAUCCUGCUCAACCGCCAAGGUUUUCCUGGUCAAGAAACUGGGUGCCGACACAGUACUUGACUACCACAAGGACGAUAUCGUGGCUACACUCCAAGCUGAGGGCCCAGUCUACGAUCUGGUGGUGGAUAAUGUUGGCAACUCGCCGAAAGUCUUUUUCUCCACGACGCCUAUGUUUCUUAGACCGGAGGGUCACUUCAUUGGCGUUGGGGGCUCCCCAUCGCUAUCUACGGCCAAGAAUAUCGCCAAGGGCCUACUGUUGCCGGUCGCACUGGGUGGCACGCCGCGUAAGUUUGUUUCAUAUCUCACCAAGAAUGUACACGAGGACUUCGAGCAGCUGGCAAUGUGGCUAGCUGACGGGACCAUAACAACGAUUGUCGAGUCUACCUUUGAAUUUGAGCAGGUAAUUGAGGCCUAUCAGCAUCUGAAGGUGGGCUCCAGUGCGGGCAAAGUCAUUGUACACGUCUCGCUCGAGAUGUGA
Molecule: messenger RNA, 1023 nt
Organism: Penicillium roqueforti
Lineage: Eukaryota; Fungi; Ascomycota; Eurotiomycetes; Eurotiales; Aspergillaceae
Product: NAD(P)-dependent alcohol dehydrogenase
Exons: 1
Coding region: 1-1023 (340 amino acids)
Molecular function (GO): oxidoreductase activity
Source: RefSeq, a predicted model, not a curated record